This is a messenger RNA of Ylistrum balloti, 1754 nucleotides long. RefSeq names its product cytochrome P450 1A1-like. The record is from RefSeq and is a predicted model, not a curated record. The transcript has a single exon. Lineage: Eukaryota; Metazoa; Mollusca; Bivalvia; Pectinida; Pectinidae. Gene Ontology annotation, molecular function: oxidoreductase activity, acting on paired donors, with incorporation or reduction of molecular oxygen; iron ion binding; monooxygenase activity. The coding region runs from base 1 to 1551 and encodes 516 amino acids.
AUGACUUUACUGGAGGGAAUGGCGUUCCAUACAAAUAUUCUGAACGAGAUGGGUAUCCACCAGAACCUGUGUGGUAUGUUGAUAACUUUCGUGGUAGUGUUGUUGCUUACUAGGCUGUUACAGGUCUAUACACUCAGCCACGGGAAACCAAGAGGUAUUCUACCCCCCGGUCCACGGAGUUACCCAGUCGUCGGAAAUAUACCUUUCUUCAACAAGCACGGGUCACUGCAGGGGUUUCGUACGCUGCGAAAACAGUAUGGCGAUAUUUACAGUAUUCGGAUGGGCAUGUGGCCCACAGUAGUCAUUAGCGGUAAGGAUGCCUUCAAAGAAGCUCUUAGCAUGGAAGAAUUUUCAGACCGGCCUUUAUUUUUCAUAAAUAGACUGAUUGGGGGCGCUAAAGGUCUCGUAUUCGGCAAGUACAAUCCCCGCUGGGUCUUACAUCGAAAAAUUGCCGGAAAUGUAUUGAAGAUGUUCACAGGAACGAGGAACAAUCCUAUAACUGAAAUGGUACAGGAACAAGCAGAAAAUCUGGUCAAGGAGUUCCUCGAUCACAGUGGUGAACCAUUUGAUCCAAGUGAGAACAUAUCCUUUUCUGUAGGUAGUGUUAUCCUCCAGGUUGUGUACGGCAGAGGCAAAAGUGCUAAGGAGGAUAAACAGCUGUCGUAUCUAAUCCGAAAUUUCAGCGAUUUCAAAAACUUCACAAAAGUCGGAAAUCCCUUCGAUGUGAUGGCCUUCAUGGCUUUUCUGACUCCUUGGAAAUAUAAAGGUAUCUUCAGUAUUCUAUACAGGAUGGGAAAAUUAGCUGCCAAAAAGAUAAACUACCACAAGAAAACGUACGAUGCCGAUCACCUUGGAGAUGCAACAGACGGUCUCCUGCACGCGACUUACACUUACUCAGCAGAUGACAAACUGAAAGUAGGCCUCACAAACAAGAUGAUCAUGGAAACGGUGCACGACUAUAUAGGAGCUGGCUUUGACACCGUGGCUGCAACACUGACCUGGGGUUUCAUGUAUCUCGCUGAAAACCCGAAAGUACAAGCAAAAGCGCGCGACGAGCUGGAUAAUGUGCUAGGAAGCCGAACCGUGACAGUACAUGACCGCGCUAAACUUCCUUACGUUGAGGCAGUAAUGCUCGAGGUACUCCGAACGGCGGCAACCUUGCCGAUGGCCGUUCCACACGGAACGUUGCGUGACGUUACGUUCCGAGGAUAUCUUAUACCACAAAACACAGCUAUUUUCUUCGACGUAUAUGGCACCUCGUUUGACCCAGACCUAUGGGACAACCCUGACGAAUUUGAUCCAGAAAGAUUCCUUAAGAUGGACGGCACUUUGGACCAGGCGAAAGUUGACAUGACAGUAUCGUUUGGGUUCGGAAAGCGGAGGUGUCUGGGGGAAAGCCUUGCCCGACUAGAAGUCUUUCUCUUCCUGGUCAACGUUCUUCAAAGGUGCGAGUUGUACAAGCCAGAAGGCCCCUCAUACGACAAGAUGGGUGGCUACUCCUUCGUCCGCUCACCCCUUCCCUUCAAGCUGAAAGCGAUGCCUACUGUGUGACAAAUAAACGCGUGUAUGCCACACGGACACAAACUUUAUCACAACUUGAUCAUACAUUAUCACUUAUCAUAAUGACCAAGCCUCUUUUGUUUGUUAAUUUGGCAUCUUCUUCGUUUGUAAACUCUUCUAUAAUGCCUGCUGGAUAUGUGAUAUUCAAGGAUGAUGACGUUAGAUAAAUGUGUCGCUCGCUGUUUAGCAUCAUG